UACAAAACUUUUCUGAGUAGCAGUAGGUAAACCCUUGCAUUUUGUGUAGCUCUGUAUGAAAGUUUUGUGUACUGCUUUCCAGUAACAUUGCUAUUCAGAUAAACUGAACUUCAGUUUUUGGUGUGAUUGUAUAAAGAACAGCUUUGCUUCUUCAAGCAGCUUUCUAUUAAGCUCAUCUGUACUGAAGUUGCUUAGCAAUCCCACCUUUCCUAUGGUUGCUGUGACAGUGCAGGUGCCUGGGAACACGUGUGCUGCUGAGGAGCUCAGCAAAUGCUCUGAUCUGCGGCACCCGAGGUCCUGAACUCAAAGAUAAGGUCAAGGCUUUUCUGCGUGAUCCACUGUCAGUGCUGGGGUUUCCGUGCUGAUGGACCUUGGGAGUGCUUGGUGAAGGUGGCUCCUCGCCCAUGCGUUGCUAACUCUGCUACCAGGCAGGUAAAGCUUGGCAGUUCUGUGGUGAAGAUAUAAAUGGCCUGGCAAAAACAAAGUUGAGGGGAGUUGUGGAACCCUGUUUGGCAGCAAGCGUGCAUUAGCUUUUCUGCUGUGAAGUUGUGGUGGCAGUGAGGUGCAGGCAGAUAUUAUGUUGUAGAACUUGGUGAGAUGAUCAUUAUAUCUUUUACUUUCAUCUUGGCUAGCUAUAUUGUAUGUAAACAUUUUGUGAAUAUACAGUUUCAUGUAAAACUAUGCACGUCUACAUGCAAUUAACUCAGAAUUGGCAGUGCUAAUUGGUAAAAUUCUAAUGUGCGUAAUUCUCUCGUCAACUUAGUCUUCGUUUGUUUCCUUAUGAUGUUAUCGGGCUGCUUAGUAAAAAAGAUUCUCUUAAUUCCAGUAAUGUGAAAGUACUGGGAAAAACAGUGACCCUGGUUUAUAAAACAGUGUAGGAAUUGGAAUGUUUCUGCAGUGUUUGCAUAGCUGCACAUUCAGCUGGAAAUCUGAGCAGGAAAUCUUAAAAAAUAAGGUUUGGUCCGCCCUGAUGUUGGGGAAGAAAAAUCUUGAAACUGUGAAUCAGAAAAAGUAUCGCCUGCUGGCAACUGUGUGACUGAAUAUUGCAAUCAAACUCUGCAGUUAGAAAAUUGUCUGGUGGCUUUGUGUGGUGAUGAGUGUUUGAUCCUUACAACUUGAUGUGGAAUAACCACUUCCCAGGGUUGGGGAAUGACUUGAAGAGGAGGGAGCUUCGGAGACAACAAACUAAUGUAGUUCUGAAACAGUAUGUUUAGCCUGAGGUUUGCCUCCAAUGGGUUUCGUUUUUGCACUGAAUGUAGCCAGGACGGAUCCUUGUGGGCUUUGGCAGCCCUUGGAAACUGUCAAAGGCAGUAUUUUGCAUUUCUGCAGAGCUUUGCACAGAUCCUGUUCCCAUGCAAACUGAUGAGGGAGAAAUACUGGAGGAAGGCAGCCCCAAGAGAGAAGGAGCAAGAAAGGGAAGAACAGUUAAUGGAAGACAAGAAAAGGAAGAAGGAGGAUAAGAAAAAGAAGGAAUCUGCUCAGAAGGUCACAGAUCAAAAAACCAAAGUGCCCGAAGUGACGAAACCAAGUUUAAGCCAACCAGUGGCUGCCAGCCCAAUUGGCAACUCUCCAUCGCCACCAGUCAAUGGUGGCAACAAUGCCAAAAGGGUGGCAGUGCCGAACGGACAACCGCCAAGCGCCGCCCGCUACAUGCCUCGGGAGGUGCCGCCGCGAUUCCGUUGCCAGCAGGACCACAAAGUGUUACUGAAACGUGGGCAGCCCCCUCCACCAUCCUGUAUGCUCCUUGGGGGUGGAGCAGGGCCUCCUCCCCCGACAGCACCAGGAGCAAACCCCAACAACGCACAACCAGUGACAGGAGCACUGCUGCAGAGCGACAGUGGGACUGCAACAGAUUCAACAAUUGGAGGUGCUGCUGCUUCAAAUUAUGCAAAUUCCACUUGGGGUCCUGGAGCCUCCUCCAACAGCGGCACCAACGCCAACCCAACUCACAUCUGGGACAAGGUGAUUGUAGACGGGUCUGACAUGGAAGAGUGGCCUUGUAUCGCCAGCAAAGAUGCUGAGUCUUCUUCCGAAAACACCACCGAUAACAACAGUGCCUCGAACCCUGGCUUGGAGAAGAACACUCUGCCAGGAAGCACCACUAGUAACAAAGGAAAAGGAAGCCAGUGCCAGUCUGGAAGCGCUGGAAAUGAAUGUAAUCUUGGGGCCUGGAAAUCUGAUCCCAAGGCUAAAUCUGUUCAAUCUUCCAACCCUGCUGCCGAGAGUAACAAUGGACUAAGUAAUUGGAGGAACUUGACUGGACAAGAUAGAAUUGGUUCUGGUUCUGGCUUCAGCAACUUUAACCCAAAUAGCAACCCGUCUGCUUGGCCAGCACUGGUCCAAGAGGGCAAUUCUAGGAAAGGGACUUCGGAAUCUGAUAGUGGUAGCUCCAAUGCACAGAUUAGCACAGUAGGUCAGACCUCUAGGGAACAGCAGUCAAAGAUGGAAAAUGCGGGUGUUAACUUUGUCUCUGGCAGAGAACAGGCUCAAAUUCAUAACACUGAUGGACCAAAAAACGGAAACACUAACUCCUUGAACUUAAGUUCACCAAACCCUAUGGAGAAUAAGGGAAUGCCCUUUGAAAUGGGCUUGGGGAACCCUUCCAGGAGCACUGACACCCCUUCACAAAGCACUGGAGAAAGAAAGACUGGGAGUGUUGGGUCUUGGGGUACAGCUAGGGGGUCUUCUGGAACUGACACGGUCUCUGGACAGAGCAAUUCUGGAAACCAUGGGAACAAUGGAAAGGAUAGGGAGGACUCCUGGAAAGGAGCUUCUGUUCAAAAAUCUAAUGGGUCAAGAAGCGAUUCUUGGGAUAACAAUAACCGGUCUACGGGUGGUGGGUCUUGGAACUUUGGCCCUCAGCAUGCAAAUGAAAGCAAAUGGGGUGAAGGGAACAAAUUAACAUCUGGGGUCUCUCAGGGAGAAUGGAAACAGCUGUCUGGGUCUGAUGAACUGAAGAUUGGAGAAUGGAGUGGUCCAAACCAACCAAAUUCUAGCACUGGAGCAUGGGACAAUCAAAAAGGCCACCCUCUUCCUGAAAACCAAGGCAAUUCCCAGGCUCCCUGUUGGGGAAGAUCUUCCAGCUCUGCAGGAAGUGAGGUUGGAGGUCAAAGCACUGGAAGCAACCACAAAGCAGGAAGUAGUGACAGUCACAAUUCUGGACGCCGAUCAUAUAGGCCUACACAUCCUGAUUGCCAGGCAGUCUUGCAGACUUUGCUGAGCAGGACUGAUUUGGACCCCCGAGUGCUUUCAAACACUGGCUGGGGCCAAACACAAAUUAAGCAAGAUACCGUAUGGGAUAUUGAAGAGAUGCCACGGCCUGAGGGGAAGUCUGACAAAGGAACUGAGGGGUGGGAGAGCUCUGCCACACAGACAAAGAACUCAGGGGGCUGGGGCGAUGUACCCAGCCAAAGCAAUCAAAUCAAGUCUGGAUGGGGUGAGCUCUCAACCCCAACAGAGUGGAAGGACCCCAAAAAUACUGGAGGAUGGAAUGACUAUAAGAACCCCAAUUCAUCUAAUUGGGGAGGGGGAAGACAAGAAGAGAAAUCAUCAUCUUCUUGGAAUGACAGCUCUAGUAAGGAUCAGGGGUGGGGUGGACGGCAGCCUAAUCAAGGAUGGUCUUCUGGAAAGAACGGUUGGGGAGAGGAAGUUGACCAAGCAAAAAACAGCAACUGGGAAAGUGCAGGAAAUAAGCCAGCAUCUGGUUGGGGUGAAGGUGGGCAAAAUGAGAUUGGAACUUGGGGUAAUGGUGCAAAUACAGGCUCUGCUUCAAAGGGUGGUUGGGACGAUUGUAAAAGAAAUUCAACGUGGAACGAGACGGGUCGACAGCCCAACUCCUGGAACAAGCAGCAGCAGCAACAACAGCAGCAGCAGCAGGAGACUUCUGGUUCCUGGGGUCCACCGCCACAAACUCCAAGUAAUGGGCGACCUCCGAACCCAAACUGGAACAGCGGACCACAACCAGCUGCCCCCAAAGACGAGGAGCCUAGUGGCUGGGAAGAACCUUCUCCACAGUCAAUCAGUCGGAAAAUGGAUAUUGAUGAUGGCACUUCAGCGUGGGGAGAUCCUAGCAGUUACAACUACAAGAAUGUGAACCUGUGGGACAAGAACUCACAAGGAGGACAGGCCCCACGGGAACAGAGCCUGCCUACUCCAAUGACUAGCAAAUCACAAGCAUCAGUCUGGAGCAAAAGCACUCCGCCUGCUCCAGAUAAUGGUACGUCCGCCUGGGGUGAGCCAAAUGAAACCAGUCCCGGGUGGGGUGAAGUAGAUGAUACAGGAGCAUCGACAACAGGCUGGGGGAAUGCACCUUCCAACGCCCCGAAUGCCAUGAAAUCUAGUUCUAAAUCUAUGCAAGAUGGCUGGGGAGAGAGUGAUGGGCCAGUAACAGGCACGCGUCAUUCCAGCUGGGAAGAGGAGGAGGAGGGAGGAGUCUGGAACACAGCAGGCUCUCAGGGAAGCAGUUCCUCCCACAACUCAACAAGCUGGGGGCAAGGAGGAAAGAAAACACAGAUAAAGUGCUCAUUAAAAGGAGGAAAUAGUGAUUCAUGGAUGAACCCCAUAUCCAAACAGUUUUCAAAUAUGGGCUUGCUAAGUCAAACUGAGGACAUUCCAGGCAAUAAGAUGGACUUGUCUGUAGGUGGUCUCCCAGAUAAGAAGUUUGAGGUAGAUAAACGAGCCAUGAAUCUCGGGGAUUUUAAUGACAUAAUGAGAAAGGAUCGAUCUGGGUUCCGUCCACCUAAUUCCAAAGACAUGGGAACCACAGAUAGUGGGCCUUAUUUUGAGAAGCUGACUUUGCCUUUCUCCAAUCAAGAUGGGUGCCUUGGGGAUGAGGCUCCCUGCUCUCCCUUCUCCCCUUCUCCCAGCUACAAGCUGUCUCCCUCUGGUUCCACACUAUCCAACGUCGGCCUUGGAGCAAUCGGCUCAGGGCUCAGUCCCCAAAACUACGCUGCUAGACAAGGUGGCAAUCAUGGUUUGUUUGGAAACAGCACAGCACAAUCGAGGGGCAUGCACACACCAGUGCAGCCACUAAAUCCUUCCCCCAAUAUCCGGGCGCAAGUGCCUCCCCAAUUUCUUUCUCCCCAGGUUUCGGCCUCCAUGCUCAAACAGUUCCCCAACAGUGGCUUGAAUCCAGGUCUUUUCAAUGUGGGGCCCCAGCUUUCUCCGCAACAGAUUGCCAUGCUGAGCCAGCUUCCACAGAUUCCCCAGUUUCAAUUGGCGUGUCAGCUCCUCCUUCAGCAGCAGCAGCAGCAGCAGCUGUUACAGAGCCAGAGGAAGUUAUCUCAAGCUGUGCGACAGCAGCAGGAGCAACAGAUUGCUCGUAUGGUGAGUGCCCUCCAGCAGCAGCAGCAGAGGCAGCCUGGCAUGAAGCAUUCACCAUCCCACCCUGUUGGGCCUAAGCCACAUAUAGACAGCAUGGUACCCAAUCCUUUGAAUGUAGGUCUUUCAGAUUUACAGAGCAAAGGACAAAUACCUGGAUACGGUUCAGGCUUUGGCUCAAGCAGCAUGGAUUAUGGCAUGGUGGGAGGGAAAGAAGCUGGAACAGAAUCCCGCUUUAAACAGUGGACUAUGAUGGAAGGGCUGCCCUCUGUGGCUUCACAAGAUGCCAAUAUGCACAAAAAUGGUGCAAUAGUGCCCCCUGGAAAGGCUCGCGGAGGAUCGCCCUACAACCAGUUUGACAUAAUUCAGGGCGACCCGCUGGGUGGCCAUGCAGGCCCUGCUGGUGAUAGUUGGUUACCUGCCAAAUCUCCGCCGACGAGCAAGAUCGGAAGCAAAUCCAGCAACGCCAGCUGGCCUCCAGAGUUCCAACCAGGAGUGCCAUGGAAAGGUAUACAAAACAUUGACCCUGAAUCUGACCCCUACGUGACCCCUGGAAGUGUGCUGGGGGGGACAGCCACAUCUCCCAUUGUAGAUACUGACCACCAACUUCUGCGGGACAACACCACAGGGUCUAAUUCUUCCCUCAACACCUCGCUGCCUUCACCUGGUGCCUGGCCCUACAGUGCCUCUGACAAUUCCUUCACCAACGUUCAUAGCACUUCAGCAAAAUUCAGUGAUUACAAAUCAACAUGGUCCCCAGAUCCCAUAGGACACAAUCCCACUCAUCUCUCCAACAAGAUGUGGAAAAACCAUAUUUCCUCAAGGAACACUACAGGGCUGCCUCGCCCGCCUCCUGGCCUGACCAACCCCAAACCAUCAUCUCCAUGGAACAGCACAGCACCCCGAUCGGUCAGGGGCUGGGGGGCACAGGACUCAAGGCUUGCCUCUGCAUCUACUUGGAGUGAUGGUGGUAGCUCAGUUCGUCCUAGUUACUGGCUGGUUCUUCACAAUCUCACUCCACAGAUCGAUGGCUCAACCUUGAGGACGAUCUGCAUGCAGCAUGGCCCACUGCUGACAUUCCAUCUGAACCUGACCCAGGGCACCGCUCUCAUCCGAUACAACACCAAACAGGAGGCGGCCAAGGCCCAGACUGCACUGCACAUGUGUGUGUUGGGAAACACUACCAUCCUGGCUGAGUUUGCCACAGAUGAGGAGGUUAGUCGCUUUUUGACACAGGCUCAGCCCCCUACACCUGCAGCAACCCCAAGUGCACCCGCGGCAGGCUGGCAAUCCCUGGAGACGGGACAGAACCAGACAGAUCCAGUUGGACCUGCUUUGAAUCUCUUUGGUGGGUCAACAGGGCUUGGGCAGUGGAGCAGUGGUGGCGGCGGCAGCAGUGGGGGUGAUCUCACUGGCGCUUCGCUGUGGGGGCCCCCAAACUAUUCUUCAAGCUUGUGGGGGGUCCCGAGCGUAGAGGAUCCACACAGAAUGGGCAGCCCUGCUCCCUUACUACCUGGAGACCUUCUGGGAGGAGGGUCGGAUUCAAUCUGAACUUAGAACUUUCAACUCUGACCUCGUGACCUUUUUUGGAACAGCAGCAGCACUAACUUGACCUUUUCGUUUUUUUUCAACUUGCAAUAAAUACAUUUAUAAAAGGAAAAAAGAAAACGGAGAGAGAAAAAAAGGUGGGUCAUUGACAGACUGUCUGAGCACAUAGUUGCCUCCCUUAUAUAACUUCAGUUUUUUCGUUUGGAAUAUGAAUCCAAAAAGAGAACAUAUCACUCUUGAAAUACUUGAAUCAUGAACGCCAACUUAGAAAGACAAUGUGAAGCAAGUACACAUACCAUUUAAAUUUAAACACAAAAAAUUAAAAAAAUUAGUUUCUAGUUUUUCACUUUUUCAUGUUAUACGGAAGUUGUUGCUAAGAAACAUAUAUACUGAAAAAAUAGCUUUUUAACUUUGUUUGCACUGGGUGUGUUUCCGUCCUUAGGUCUACCAUGUUGGGUUGGGGUAGGGGUGGGAUUCAAAAGAAAAAAGGGGUGGGGGGAGGGGAAGACUUGACGGAGCCUCACUUUAAAAACAAAAACAGACAAAAAAAAAUUAAAAAAAAAAAAAAGAAAAAAAACAACAACAACAAAAAAACCAUCACUUUGUGAUUGGCUGGUUGAUAAGUACCAGUGUGUUCUGGCACAUGUAACUGCCCACGUGUGCUUGUUUCUGUGUGAGUGCGUGUGCACAUAUUUGUGUGUGUGCAUUUUUUCUCUCUAUAUAUAAUCUUGAAACGCUGCAUUGCUGAUGGUCUAUGGGCUGGCUGGCCAUCUGCGUGUCUUGCUUCUGAAAACAAGACAGGCAUGGUGGAGUCCCUGUGGCUGAAGCAGAAUCCAGUUGGGCUGGAUUAAAAUUUGUCAGUUUUUUUUAAAUUCAUUUUAGCAGGGUGCUAUCUCAAGUUUGCAGAUCAUACUGAAUGGGUAGUUGCUUCCUAGCCCUUGUUCUAACCCUGUGGUAGAGCAGAACACUGCCAUAUCCAAAGGAUUUGGUGAGAGGGGAGCCAGUGUUGUCUUUUGAGUAGCAGUGUAUUUAUUUAUUUAUGUCUGCAUGUGGGGUUUUUGUAUGGAGUGAACCCUAGAAUGUUUGUUAUAUAAUGCAAGCCAUUUUUUUUUCUUCUGAAGAGAGGAAAAGGGGAGGAAAGAAGACAUUGCCAUUUUUGGGGUGACAAAGAAGAAUGUCCUUAUUCUCUUGCAAGCUUCGGAACCUUUAAAACUAACAAAAAGAUAAGUUUCUUUUCUCCCCCAAAAGCAUAAGUAAGCACCCGCAUUCAUUCUUGAAGAAUCCAUCAAAAGCUUGAAAGUCCAGCCCAACCAAAUUAGCCUUUCAAUUGAUUUACUGCUUGUUUUAAAACUGACAAAAGUGAAAUUGUGUCAGCAAACCGCUGGCCGGCCUGCCUCAUCCCCUGAAAGCACAUGCAGCUGACUCCCUUCCGCGUCCUUCACGGUGAGCGUUACCUGUGCCAGGCCUUGGUGUAUUACAGCACCAGACCAUCACUGACAGAAACGUUUACUUACGAAUGUUCUUAAACCAGUGUGUACUUCAAACGUUUCCUUUUGUUUCUCUGUGUUGUGUUUUUUCCUGUGUACGUGGUUUUGCUUAGGGAGGUAUAUAACUAGCAAAGACUUUUUUUUUUUUUUAAAGUAUUGCACCUUUUUGUUUUUUGUUUUUACUUUUUCUGUACUGUUGCUUUUUAAUUUUCUGUAUUUAAGGAAAGGUUUGGGGUUUUUUUAGCAUCAGUGUAAGUAGUACUCUGGGCAGGAUAGGGGUGACCUAUGUAAUCCACAGUGAUAGCCAGUGUGUGCGUGCAUGUGUGCGCUGGGAACAAACUUCCGAGACUGCUUGUUGUGAAGAGCCGUAGCAGCCUUGAAGGAGCAUCUCUUUACACAAAGCCAGAAGUCGUUCGGAGGAAGGCUGGGAAAAGAGGGAAGAGAGAUGCCGGUACUUUUCGUGUAAGUGCUAGCAUCCGUGUGGCGUUGUCUAGCCGUCGUGCUGUCUAACAAAGUGCCGACGUUCAGUACCAGCAACUACCUGUCCAUUCCAACCCUCAGCGGGAGCAGUUCUCGGUUUUUAUUACCUGUCGGGGGGAGGAUAGGAGAGUCUCCAGCGUUUUCAUUGAAGGAUCCAACAGUGUCUAAUACAUUAAAGCAGGGCAUAGGUGGGGAGAAGCAGAAGCAGACUCAAGUAGGGUAGGGGUGCGUGUGUGUGCGUCUGGGUGCGUGUGCCUGUGGGUUGGGAGGGGGGGGAAGGACCGGGGAGUUUUGUGGCUUUUCUCAAUUCGCCCUUUCUAUGUAAACCCAGUGUCACAAGGAUGACUGACUGAGGGAAAUGCUGCAUUUACACAUGCCUGUAGAUUUGUACACAAAGUGUUACGUGACAAUAAGUAUGAGUAGGUUUGUAUUUGCUUAGUAAACUGGAGUGUGCAGCAUACUCUGGCUCCGUUGGAAUGUACUUUUCUAUCACAUCUCCUUCAUCCCACCAUGCACAGUGAAAAUUUCCUCUUCCAGCUCCUGCUACCUAGUGCCCCUCGCGUGCACGCAUCCUUAGAGCUUUGUUUCUGACGGUCUCCGCUCGAAGCCCAGCUGCACUCCCACAGGCAGAGCAGGUUCCUAAAAGCCUUGUGCCAGCAGUUCUUCCUAGCGAAGCACCUUUGGCCCGAGUCAGCCAGUGCCCCUUCUCCCCGCGGUUUGCUCUCCACGCUGGUUCAUCGCUGUGUGCCGCCCUCACUUCUCUCUCCCAGCCUGCCCUACGGUCCCUUUUCCUGCACUUUGGGUUAGUUGAGUUCAUUGCGAUACUACGGUGAAAGCCGGGUGCUAGAGCCCCUCUUGUUUACAAGACGUAAUGAGGGAUUUGAAAUAUUUAAAAAGAAAAGCUAAAUUGUUCUUCCAUUGUAAGCUUAAAGGGAAAAAAAAAAAAUUAAAACAUACAAAAAAAAAAAAAAAAAAGACCAAAAAGUGCAUAUAUAUAUUUUAGAUGAAGACUAACUCUGGGAGCAUUUAACAGUGUUUUUGUUUUAAUUUUAACAUUUUAUUUUCCUGCUUUAAAUUUGCAAGCAUUCUCAGGAAUUCUAGGGUAGGAAGCCAGUUUUUUGAAGAUGGUUUAUUUAACCUUAUCCUAGAUAGAUGGCUGUUUCUUGUUGAUAAACUUUUACAAGUUCCUGAAUCUUCAAAAUGUUUGAAAGUUUUUACUUUAAAAUAAAAAAAAGCUAAAAAAAUUAAUAAAAAGAAAAAGAAAAAAAAAUGAAAAAAAUCUCCAAAUGUUACUGUCAGGUGGGGGGGGGUCAAGAAUUGUAAAGACUGAGUAAAUUAAAACACAUGAAGAGAACUUCUCAGUAUCAGCAGCAGAAAUCCAUUACGAUCUGAAGUUGUGGGAGAAGAAGGGUUGUAGUGCUUUGGUACUCGUGUGCAUUUGCAUGGAAAAAAGAAGUGUAAGAAUGGAAAUCUAUUACUAUGUUCCCUUUCGAUUUGAAACGAAAAUAUUCUUCAAGCACCUUUUUAAAAGCAAAGUGAAACUGUAAAUCUAACAAAAAUGCAGUAUAGUUUCAACUGAAAGAGUCCUCAGUGAGGAGGAGCAGCAGGAAAUACACGAUGUUGCUUCUUCAAGCCACUUCUAAGUAGUGCUAAAUACCAGUGCUGACAGAACGCCGAAGAAAGCAGUAGUUCUAGCCUGCCUUUCUCAGUACAGAAAAAAGGGAGGCAAUAUGAAAAAAAGCUGCAGUGAAAUGUACAUUAGAAAUCAACUUUCCCAUUUUCAGCUAUUUUGGUCAGUUUUGUCCCCCAGUUGGAGAUUUGCUGCUUGCUUUUCUUAACCCUCAGCCCACCUUCAGUCUUUCUGUGUUGUUUCACAUGCGGGGAAUAGCUGGUAAACUCUUCUGUUCACCCUAUUGCUGCUGGCUGUCGGGGCGGACAGUCUUGAGCUUCAGAGCUUGGUGCUGGGGUGCCUGACUUCUGCCCCCCAGCUCUGAGGGUCAGGGGUUUGCUCCUGAAAUGGCGAGACUCACACCACAGAAACCGCGCUAGUGCCUUUCUACAUGCACCCUACAGUAGGGGAAGGGAGGGGAGAUGAGGCAGUAUGGUGGCUUAAUGGAAAUAAAUGUACCUGUUCUUAGAGCAAAAAGAGCAUGCAGUGAGUCAUUGCAUGCAGUCAUGCAAUGAGUUACAUAGCAGUAGUUGUUAAGAUAGCUUUUUACUAUUUAAAAAAGUCAGAUGCCAAAUUAAUGUCCUUUUCAUAUCAGUUGCCCGGUGUUUUUGUGUUGUGCUCUGUGUACAUACGAGUGUAUAUGUGUGUGUUGACUCUAAUGCAUCAGCUAAUUUGGGAAAAAAAUUGUAUAAUGGGCCAGUAGAGGAACGUUCAUUUAGGACGUUAAAGAUUUUUUUAUUAUUAUUAUUUUUAAGGAGAAAAAUUGGAGGGUUUUUUGGCCAGAGGCUGUUCAAAUUGGCAGAGUCCUGAAGAAAAAAAAAAAGGAAAUCUUGGGCUUUGUCAGAUAGAGCCUGGGAGUGUGGCAGUCAUUUGGAAGUUGAAUCGUGAGUGCUGAGGGAUGCAGUCUGGAGCUUCUGCCAUCAGCUGAGUCCAAGCCUCCUGUCUUACAGCAGUCUGCUCCUCCAUUCCUUAAAGGUACAGGCCUGCAAACGUUAGUGACUGUCUUCUCAGUGAGUUUUCCAAAGUUGUUCAAGUAAAGCCACGUUAGUCUUACUGCUUUCCAGCCGCAGGUGAUAGUUCCAUUCCUCUGAAUUACGCAUAGCUGACCGUGAUGCUGGCACGGCUCGGUCCUGGCAUUCCUAACCCCACUGCAAACUAUUUCUGAGCAUUGUGGUAACAACACUCAUCUCCUAGGGACGGCAGUUGCUCAAAUGUUGUAAAUACCCUGCUACCAUCUGGGCUUGUAACAGUAAAAAAGACAGCAGGAAUAGAAGUUAGAGUAUUUGGGGGCUUUUACAACCAUUCUAGGGAAGGAAUUGGUGACAGCAUCUUCUUUAAACUGUUGACAGAGAGAGUAAAGGGGCUGGGGAAAAGCAUCUUACUACGUCCUGCAUGAAAAAUCAGUUUUACUUUCAAGCGACAGAGAACACUUCUUCAUUCUGUUCCUGGUUUUGAUUAUUGGGAUCAUAAAGUUUAAAUAUGUAUGUACUUUGCAGGUGGUUUCACAUGUCCUGCCUUUUUGUUUUGAAUCCUUCAGUGCUACAUUUUAGCAGACUUCUAAACAAGUACCCAUUUAUUAAAUCCACUUGACUUACCUUAGCCAGCACUGUGCAUCCAGCUGAGACUUAUUUAAUAGGUUUGUUGGUUCUUCCUGAGUUUGAGAAUUUCCUUUUAGCUAUAAGAAAGUCUAGUAAGCAAAACAAUAAAAAAUGAAGAGGAGUGAUGCAGCUCAGAAAUCUGUGUUGAGACCUCUGAUGCUUAUUUUGGAAAGCAGAUUUAAUAUGUACAUUGGAAGACUUGCCAGUUUUCCCACUGUUUUUGUACUUCCCUGGACUUUUACCCAACAUUUUUCAGUGUUUUUGUUGUUUCUUUUUCCCAGUCGCAGAGUGUCAGGUUUUUCUUACAAGCUUUUUUUUUUUACUUCAGGUUAAAUGGCAUGUCUGAUGAGCAAGUGUGUGUUUUUCUUUUGCAAUAUAAACACAGAUUUUCAGUAAACUGUGUGGGAUAGCAGCGUCAAAGAUGAAAUAACAACUGAACCUUUAUAUUAUGGUGGCUGCUCUUUUUUUUCUUUUUUUUUCUUUUUUUUUUUUUUUCCCUGACACAGAUUUCUAAACAUUCAGUGCUUAGAACUUUUUCUCUAAGAUUUUUUCUUCCUAAAAAUGUUGCCACAUCUUCCACUAUUUGUGUCUUGACAGCGCAUCCAAACAAGACCCUUUUUGGUCCUGCUUUUGCUUCAUUCUUUGUUACGUUUACCUUUUAGGCUUCUACAUUUGUUGAUGUGUAUGUUUUUCCUGUAGACAUUAAGAGGAGUACUGUGUGUUUCUGAGAUACCCACAUCUGGCCAAGUCUGAUCCAGGAAAUCAGGAGUGAUCGUCACAUAAAUUAGUCCCACUGACCUUAAAUGAGUGCAUACUGCUCAAGUAAGGGCUCUUUGUGUAAGUACACUUCAGCUGGAUCAGGGUCCAGAUAGCAGAUGUGGACUUGUUACAUUUCCAAAGCAGCCAACAGACCAGUGUUGCACGUAUCACAUUCACUGUAAGUCGUGUGACCUUAACAUGCAGUAACUCUCUUUGCAGUAGGUGGUUAGUGUCUCAGGGUACGAGUCCUGAUGGAGUGAAAGGUAGUUUCUUCUGUCUCUAAGGAGGAAAGGUUCCCCUACAGCAGGAGCAGCUUUCUUAUCUGUAAGUAGGCAUGUAUGUAUUUGUGGGCAGGAAAGUAAUAGCAAGGAAAUUAAGUUGAAAGGAAUUAAAAGAGAAUAAAUGCUCUUGAAAUGCAACUUUGGUCCUGAAUCUGAAACAACAUAUGCAGAAUCCAUUGCUGUGACUAAAUUGAUUUUUGCACAAAAUACCAUUUCAAUUUUGUAGUUUUAUUUCUACAAUUUUGCAGAGUCAGAAUCCUCGUUGCCUGAUUCUGUUAGAUCAUAUCAGUCUGUCCUGCUGUGAUCAGAAUACAGAUGUCAAAGCCCAAAUUAUCUUCCUUUUUCUUUACCAGUACUGGGAUUCUCAACACGGAAGAAGGAUGUUAGCAGUAACGGGAAAGUCUGUAUACCUUCCCUGGUGUUGACAAACCCUGCUUCCCUGUUGUGCUGAGUUCACAUUUAGGCUUAAAAUGCAAACUCUUAAGUGUUGCUGGAGCAGAGCUGUUGGUUGGCCUAGGGGGCAGUAGUGUAACUGGAGAUUACUGGUUGUCUUGCUAGUUUGUGCCCCUCACAAUUUGUUUGUGUCCCUUCAGUGUCCGUCACUGUAAACGCCAGUGUUGCUGAAUUUUACCAGAGUUCCCCUGCAGUGGAUCAUAGAAGACAGCCAGGUCCAUCUUGUAGUGGCUCUCCAAACAGAGCUUUGUCCACAGUAGGAUUCAAGGGUCCGACUGCACUGCUGUUAAAUCUCAGUCAUGGUCCCAUUAAAAUAUAGCUGUCUAUUUCAUGGUAUAUGUGGAACUUUUAAACUUGUGUCAGUGACUCUUGCUUUUAAUCCUUAUAUGAAAACUGAUUAAAGAUUUCAUCUGUGAUACAAAAAAGCACCACAGCUCCUAAUGGAGCCUCUUUUCACUGUUGUCAGGCCAAGAUAGAUAAAGCUUCAUCAGUGGCAUACAGCAGAGAGCAUCUGUUCCCAUCCACAGUUUGUGUGUUUGUCUUCAUUGAGCAAUGCAGGAAAGUUUCUCUCCAAAAAUCUCCCAGGACCCAGUGCUAUAUAAGCAAGUUUCUAGCAAAUCAGACGCCCUUGGCAAAGAACCAUUUUCACUCUGUACGUGUGACGGCUGGGACUGGUGGCAUUCCGCAGUGUUAGGGCUCCUGCUGACUUUGUUGUGUGAGAAGGAGUUUUUUGACUCUGAUAUUGAUUCUCAUCGAUUCUGUAUAUGAAUAUGGUGCACUCGGGUGGGAAAACAAAGCAAAAAAUGCAUUGUGCCAGCCAGCAUUAAGUAUUUUUGCAGUAAACAUUCUUGAUGUUUGUGGACAGAGGGGAAGAGAAGAUUGGAGAAGUUAGCCAUGGAUGGGCAAUAUAAGCAGGCAGUGAUGUCUCCUUGAGCAUUCAGUCCCUCCUCUUGGGUGUUAGUGUGCGUAGUUGCAUUCACCAGAACUCAUUUCCCCUUGUUUUAAAAAACAACUUUCUUUUCUAACUGAGAUAAAGUCAAAGCUUUUCCUGUUGCAGGUGACACACAACCGUAAGUGAACAUUUUCUUCACCAUCUACUGUUGAGCAGUAAGCAGGUUGCACAGCUUGCUAGAAAAGCAAUUUUUGUGACAUGGUAAUAACAUUAUGUGCUUUCUUUCCCCUCCCUCCCCCUGCCAGUUAUGGCUUACCCUUUGUAUACAAGGCAUUGAGUGUGUUGUUUUGUUUUGCUUUGUUUUGUUUUGUUCUGGAGAUGUGUGGAGAAGAAGCAAAAUGAAGUGAAAAUGCAAGCCAAGGUAGAACAGCCUUACUUUAGGGGGUAGCCUUACAACAGAGCUUUAUAGUGAGUGUGCUGUAUUCCAAAAUAUGUAAGCCAAAAACAAAAAGCAUUCACUUAUGCAAAAAAAAACAAAAAACAAAAAAAACAAACAAAAAAAAAAACACAAAAACUUAAAAAGAGGUGUUGGAAGACUUCUUUAAUAUGUACCUUCUAAAGGUAGAGUAAGGUCUCACCGAGUGAUACGUUAUUGUGAUACUUCUUGCUGGGUCAGUAGGGAUGGGUUGGGGUAUAAGCGCUUAACGUUUUCCUCCUUGUAUGUUUUUACAAGCAGUAAGAUAAAUGUGGUAUUUAUGAAUGUGCCUUUGUGAGUAUAGUGACUGUCUGAGGAGACUGCUUGGGCUGAAGGAGAGACAAUGGUCAAUUUAAUCUUUCAAGAGGUCAGAUGUUGAGAAUCCAGCCUACUGGUCCCUUCGGGCAAGCAGCAUCUUUGGGCUGGUCUCUACACUGCACAAUACGUAUUCUUAUGUGGUAGAGAUCGGGGUGGGGGGUGAGAAGGGCUGUCGUGUGAUGCACAGAAGCUGUUGGUAGUUCUAGGCUAGUCUGCCGUUGCAGGUUGAGUUUGUGUAUGUUUUACGUGGCUUCUCUUUAUGUUGGUGUGCAUGAGUGUGAGCGUGUGUGGCUUUAUGUUUUUUGUAAGCACUGGAGAAUUGAAACACAGUGAUGUUUGAGACAAAUCUAUACAUGUAGAGAAGUUGAUGUUUUGUAGCUUCUGUUAACUAGUGGGUGCAGGCACACUUUUACCCUCUCUGUCCGUGUCCUGAUGAAAGAAACAGGAAAAUUUAUUUUUUUCAACCUGUCAACUUCCAGCACACUUAAUGUUGCCAUUUAAAUGAACAGGGUAUUACACAAGAAGAAAAAAGAGUUUUUGAAAUGGUGAGGUAGAAGUGUUUAAAAGGAAAAAAAAAUUGAAGUAAUCUUUUGUUUCUUCGAAGCUGUUUGUAGCUAAACAUGGGAAUCUGCAGUGUCUCCUUCCAUUUGUUAUUUUCUGAUAAUUCACCUCUUCAUCCCAUCCAAAAUGAGGUGUACGAGAUCAAGAGCUGUUGCUGUAGCCCCUCAUAAUUCCCACCAUAAAAAACUCCAGUGGGAUCCCUCAGCUCUAUUCAGGAAGACAAAAGAGAGGAGAGACUCUGCAGUUUUCUUUGCUUCGCUCUCAUUCCUCUCUAAUGGCCUUGAAAUGUAUUAUUAUGCAAAUGUGAAUUUUGAUACUGAACUUAAGAAGAGGUUGUUUGUUCUUUUUUCAAAAAAAAAAAAAAAAAAAAGGUCCCAUAUGUGGUCAGCAUCGCUUCUUUAUUUUGUAAGUGAAUUGUAAACUAUGCAUUCUGCAAAGGGGGCGUAGGGGACAGAGAUAGCUUUGCUAAACUGUUCAGGAGUUUCUGUGUCCAUGGUUUAUCCAUUACAGUUUGGGGGAGUGGGGAAGUGAUGACUUAGAAAUAAGGAGUUCGCAACACUUUUCCAGAAUUUGGCAGCUGGACAGAGAUUUGGAAAACCAAGGUGGAAUGCAAAAAUAAAAUAAAAUUUAAAAAAAUUAAAAAAAAAAAAUCCAUUCUAAACCUUCUGCAGGAUUGUGAAUUGUAGCCAUGCAGUGUUAACCCAGGGCCAGUAGGGUGAAUGGGACACCAGCUCUACCUGGGGAACAAUCCACCACCUCCUGCGUUCUGGCCCCGGUCAAGCUCAGGAAACACAGUGCCAUAGGCACUGGCUCUUUUGGAUUUACUACUUGCUUUCCAUUACAGCAGUCUUGCACUCUCCCAGGAGAAUCGGAACACAGCUGGUCUGUCUGUUUACACCCGCUUUUCCCUACAAUUUUCAUCGCUGCUGCUUCUGGCACAGCUCAAAUAGUGGCAGCACAGCUAUGGACAAGACAGUGGAGGUGGUAUUUCUUCCUAGUGCUGAUCAAAGCAUCUACCAGUGCUUUGUCUUCUGGUGUUACCGUGGGUGAUUUAGCAUUAAUGCUGGCAUUAGAUGAAAUUUUGGGGAAUGUAGGCUGACGUGUAGACUAGGCUCUCUGUUUAAAAGAGGAGAUCUUUAUUAAGUAGUUGGUAUCAUAAUGGGCAAAAAAGGAUUUACUUCCUCACAUCUCCAAAAUGCAGUCCUUGUGAAUUGCACGUGCUCUGUGAAGCUUGCUGAGCUUCUAGGAGCAACCUUCUCAGAAAAAUGUAGAUCUCACUGCCCUCUUCAUCAUCUUGAUAGGGACCCUUUGUUGACUUGACUUUCUCCUUUGUCCGUGGUACCAUGGUACCUGCAUUAUUCUUGGCAUUAUCUUAAUGUAAUAUCAUAUACCGAGAGAUUAUCCUGCCUGUAUUCAGUGUUUUCAUGCAGCAAUUUUGUUUUUGUUGACGUUCACAGUACUGUAAUAAGUAAUAGACUUGAUGAUCACUCUCGCAUCUGUGCCUGCCUUGCAGAUGCGAUCUUAUCAGGGUUCCACUCUGUCAGAUUGCCUUUAAAAACAUUUAUAUGGAAAAAGUGAAAAAAAAUCUGAAGUUUAAACUCACUCACAAAAAUACCUCAUGGUACAUUUCCCCUUCUCAUGUAACCAUUCAAAUCUUACUUUUUCUUUGAAGCUCAAUGGGUUUUUAUUUCCAUCUGUUAUCUCCUUUUUAGAAAAAUGUUUGGACUAUUGGUUUUGGGCACAGGACCAGAAGCCUGAAACUCCUGAAUUUUAACAUCAGCCCUUAUUCUUCCCUCUUUGGCUGUGGGCAAGUCAUUUAACUUCUUUGCCUUUGUUUUUUCAUUUGUAAAACAGAGGUGAUAAUAACAAUUACCUACCUCACAGGGGUUUUGUGAGGAUCAACAUUGUUGUGAUGUGCUUUAAAGAUUAAAAGCUUGAUAGAAGUAUUAAGAGUUUUUACAGCAAGACAGUUCAUUUUUUUUUUACAUUUCUUUUGCUUGUGUGAAGGGAGAGAACCCAUGACACUGUCAUUGAUAAAGCCAUUCGACACUCAGAUCCUAAAUAACAGACGUUAAUGGAGGUUCAGUUACUCAUCCUCGUCCUCUCUUCAUGCCAGUUUCCUGCUGCUGCUCUUGUAGGGUUACGCCAGUUUUGCUGCAGGUCACACGUCUCUAGUUACACUUCUGGAUAAACCUUUGAACUUGAAGUACUUGAGCUUGCUGCUGCUUUCACCGGAUCUCCAGGUUGGAAUCAGUUUGUGUACUUCUCCCUCCCUUUCAGUAGAGCUGUUGUUCGUGUCAUCAUUCAAGUGGGCACUUCUCUUGCCGUUGUGAAGGGGAGGCCGUGGUCUGCGGUCGUAGAGAAGGGCUGUCACAUGGAGAACCAUUCCACCUUAGCUGCUCCGUGAACAAAAUCAGAGUGGUUUCCCAUUCCCUUCCCCACAUCGAUGUGUUAUCGGUGACACUUUGUGCAGUGUCUCUCGGCUCGCAAUAGCCAGAAGCCAUCUCCUGCCAGUAGGACACAGGAUUGGAGGGAGCGUCCCUCGCACUGUGAGGGCAGGCUGGGGCCUGCAGUGGUCAGGGAGCCUCGCUGCCUUCUCCAGUCUCCAACCAUGUGGAUGCACAUCUCUGGGAUGUGCUUUUGGGCCUUUUGAGAGUCUGGCCUUUGAAAUGCCAAGGAGAUGGAGUCUGUGAAACCUCCCGUCUGACACUGCCUGCUUCUUUCUGUGCUGCGCUGCCCCCCAUGGCCUUAGGGAUGUCUCUCCGCUCUCCUAGUGUGCCAUCCUCUCCAUCUCUGCCAGUCCUUGAGGCAAAAUGCAGUGCUUCUGCAGAGAAAGGAGCUGAAAUGAUGCGCCGUGUGCACCCGUGACGUUUCCAUACACAUAUCUUGCAUUUCUGUCGGGUGCACACAGAGCAUCUGCUAUGCGAUGCUAUUCCUUUCUUAGGCAGAAAACAGAACAAACAGCAGCACAACUGCUGAUGGCAACUCUGCCAUGUUUACUUUGAACCCAAGGUUAGCUAUUUUCCCCAAAGAACCAAAAUAAAAAAGAAAAAGAAAGAAAAGCAAAAAACCCUUCUAACAAAGUAACCAAAUGUUAUCUUCCAGAAGGAGGGAGGAGGUGCAACGGUGGGAGUGCUCUGAUCUAUCCUCGUCUCCACCGCUCGGCUGGAGAUGCGAAAUGCUGCUUUCAGUUUCACAAACAUAAGGGAUUAUGUUUACAAAGGUCAAUGCCUUCUACCUGUUCAGGAAACUGGCUGACAGUGGGCAUCAGGUGUCUGGUGAGCUUCUCCUCGCUGCAGACUGGCAGUGGGAGAAGGUGUGUCGAGAGGAGUGGGAAAUAGGUUCAUUUCAUCUGUCUUGUCAGCAAAGCAGUGCCGCCUUCCUCUUUUCAGAGAAAGAGGGGAAAAAAGGCAGAAUGAAGGGAGGAGGUUGCAGAGCAGAAAUCGGUGAUGUCCAAACUGGCUGGAUGAGAAAAGGCAGCUUUUCUACUUUGCACAUAACUAGGUAACAGGAAGGUACAGCUCAGUCCUCUUGCCUGAAACACUGUCCCCCAGCAGCAGACAUCGUAAUAAUAAGAAUAGCGGCUGUGUAUAUUGAUGCUACUUGCAAGUUACCUAUAAGUGUUUUUGGUUGUGUUUGAGUUUUUGUUUUUGUUUUCUUAUACUUGAAACAGCUUCCUUUGCUCAGCUCUCACCGUCGCUCUGCUUCUCCCCUCCUUCCCCACGUGCAGUAACAGAGCAGAGGCAGGGCAGGGGGAUGCAGUGGGGUCGGUUGGCACACGGUCAGUUACCCAGGGCCGGGCCGCUCCGUUCGCACCCCCCAGGCACCACACUUCCUUCCGAAGGGUUCUCCAUGGACACAGAAACUCAGCACUUUAGCAGGUGCUCUUAUAUGGCUGGCUGCCCCCCCCCUUCUCCUCCUUUCCUAUAUUUUUAUUUUACUUUUAGUAUAGUGGUACUUAAAAUCACUGGUUCACUUAAAAAAAAAAAAAAAAAAAAAAAGACAAAAAAAGACAAAAAAAAAAAAAAAAACCAACAACAAUAAAAUGUUUAAACUCUACUAAUGUACAAAUAAGCUGAAAUGUUGCAUUUUAUGUGUAUUUUUGCCAUAGCAGGUACUGUAUUUCUCAUGCUGGAUUUAGAAAAAAAAAAAAAAGGAAAAAAAAGAGAAAAAGAAAAAGCAAACAAAAAGGGUGAUGUUUUAUUGGAGUGUAACAAGUUAAGAGUAAUAAGGAAAUAAGUCGUCGUCAUUUCAUUGAAACUGAGAGAUGGUGUAAUACAUAUAUAAGUUUUCUGAAGGUUUUUUUGGGCUUUUAAAACAGCUUUUUUUUUGUUGUUUCGUUUUAAUUUUAAUUUUUUUUUUUUUUUUUUGAAAGAUAUGAUUGUAUUAUGUGCAACUCAGUUGCUUACAUUAUAACUACAAAAUAUUUUUGGGUUCCUGGAAAAAAAAAGAAAGAAAAAAAAAGAAAAAAAAAAAAAAAAGAAAAAGACUAAUAAAUGUGUUUGGCUGCUAAGCAUUUAA
Molecule: messenger RNA, 20361 nt
Organism: Tympanuchus pallidicinctus (lesser prairie-chicken)
Lineage: Eukaryota; Metazoa; Chordata; Aves; Galliformes; Phasianidae
Gene: TNRC6B
Product: trinucleotide repeat containing adaptor 6B
Exons: 25
Coding region: 1207-6870 (1887 amino acids)
Biological process (GO): miRNA-mediated post-transcriptional gene silencing; positive regulation of nuclear-transcribed mRNA poly(A) tail shortening
Cellular component (GO): nucleoplasm; P-body
Molecular function (GO): nucleic acid binding
Source: RefSeq, a predicted model, not a curated record